CUGAACAGGAGGAAGGAUUGCCAGCUCCCGCCAAGCAGAACACCUUCUUUUUGGGCCUUCAGUUAUAUCCAGAUUCCUGUCUGCACUUGUUUGAUCACAUAUUUACUGGUAGUCCCUUCCUGUGGAAGCCGUAAUGGUCUGCGCAAUCAAUCCUUCCUCAGGACCGACUUUUCACCGUCAUGCAGCUGAGGAAGUUGACUGUGUCUCGCCUCCUGCUCAACAUCCUGCCUGCUGAGUCACAGGCAGCGCACACCUGAGUCCCCACACCUGCCUGGCCACUGGUUCAAGCCAGGGGCCCUGUGUCUGGUGAGGUCAUACAUGUUGAUCCUCCCAGAAAAGCAGCUGCCCAGCUGCCCUCGCCCUGUGACCAGCAGACCAGCCCCUGCAAAGGCCAAGCUGGAUGUGGCCUGGGCUCUGGGUCCCCCAAGAGGAGGCACAGGCCCCUUUGUGAACAGCAGACCAGCCUGGGAGCUGGCAGCAGGACACCCGAGUCUGCAUGCUGAAGAAGAUGGGUGAGGCUGUGGCCAGAGUUGCGAGGAAGGUCAACGAGACGGUGGAGAGCGGCUCCGACACGCUAGACCUGGCCGAGUGCAAGCUGGUUUCCUUCCCCGUCGGCAUCUACAAGGUCCUGCGGAAUGUCUCAGACCAGAUCCACCUCAUCACCCUGGCUAACAACGAGCUCAAAUCCCUCACCAGCAAGUUCAUGACCACAUUCAGUCAGCUCCGAGAGCUCCAUCUAGAAGGAAACUUCCUACAUCGUCUUCCCAAUGAAGUCAGCAGCCUACAGCACCUCAAGGCCAUUGACCUGUCCCGGAACCAGUUCCGAGACUUCCCAGAGCAGCUCACCACCCUGCCAAUGCUGGAGACUAUCAACCUGGAGGAGAAUGAGAUUGCAGCAGAUGUGCCUGUGGAGAAGCUGACCACCAUGCCAGCCCUGCGCACCAUCAACCUCCGCUUCAACCCGCUGAGCGCCGAGGUGCGCGUCAUCGCCCCGCCACUCAUCAAGUUUGACAUGCUCAUGUCUCCCGAGGGUGCACGAGCCCUUCCACCUUAGGCCACUGUCUUUGUGCCACCCAGCAAGGGCCAGAGGCCAUUGGCCUGCACCUUGGAGGAGGGUGGCUUACGGGCCCACGGGAGUCUGAGCUUGGGGGGACGGGGUGGGCCGGAUAGCGUGUGGUGGGAGGGUGCUGCGACUGGCCCAGGGCAGCUAGUUUAGAGCCAUAGUGGGCCCUGGACCACCCCGAGGGCAGAGGUAAGGCGGUGCUGGCUCUGACAGACUCUCUGAGCCUUGUCACUUGGGAGGAGAGGUGACAGCCCAGAGCCUUUCCUCCCUGGGCUCCUUGGAGAUUUUACCUUCAAGUAAUUGGGAGCCUUGAGCCCAAGGAAAGCACUGCUGAGCAUUUGUGGGCCCUGUGGGUUUGAGGCUUAGUUUCUAGUGCUGAGAGCCAGUCACUGCCCUGAGAGGAGAAGAAGACAACCCCCAUGUAUUGCUUUCUGACAACUGAACUGAAUAAGGCCCUUCUCUCCCACUAUGGGUUCCUGGGCCGGCAAAGGCCUGAACCAGGAGUCCUGGGCGUGGGUGGAGAGGGUCGCUCUGCAUAGCAGGGCAAGAAUAUCUGUGAAGGAUCCGGAACUCAGUGAGAAAACCGGGGCUUCUCCCAUCUGUCCUCGUGGUGAAGAGAACUGUGGGACUCUGAGAGCUCGUCCCUCCCCAGGGAGUGGCCAGCUGUGCCUGCUCAUCAAGCCCUGAGCUACCGGAGGGUGGCCCAGAGAGGACAAAGCCAUUUGUGCCUGUGGCACUGGUCCAUAAUCAUUAGAGGGCUGCCUUCGCAGUGGUCUCCGUGUAGCUGCAGUCUGGCAGCCUUGUCACGGCUCCCUGAGGACAGAAGACACUGGACCUCCGGAUUUGUAAGCAGCCAGUUCCAAGGCCACUACUGAAGUUCCUGAUGACCUAGCUCUUUCAAGGCCCUCACUGUGAGUCUAGAGUGUGGCCAGGCAGUAGGGUGACCGGCCAUCCUGCUUUGCCUGAGACUGAGGGGUUCUCAGGAUGGGGGACUUUUAGUGCUGAAGUUGGGACAGGCAGGGGUGGCUGAUCCCCUCCUAGGAGAGUCUUGGAGCUUUUGUUUUCUGGUAAAACCUGUGCUUUGGAUCCCUAGUAUCUACCUCCUGCGUCUCACCUGUGGAGCAAGCAACUCAGAAUGCCCCAGGCCCCACUGGUCUGUACCUCUCUGAGUCUGGAGAGGCUACUGAGGCCCCAGGACUUGGGCAGAGCUGGGCCACUUCCCCUCUCCUAGGUUUAGGCUGUCCAGAACUCAGAGCAGAGCUCCCCACCCCACAUACCUUUCCCUUCCAAGUCUCCUGUCCCUUGGCAAAGGGCUGACAGGUUGGACACUGAUUAGCCUUUGUUACUCAGUACUCUGUGUCCCAAGUGAGACCUUGUUCUUUCCAAGGCCUGGUUGACCAAACGCUGGAGGAAGGGUCUCCAGGGGGAGGUGGUCGGGCAGGAUCACCAGGAAUACUGAUUUCAGCCAUGGACACUGAGGGCAGUGGGAGGCUCAAGUGCAGUUCAGGCUGGGCCGGCCCCACCCCCUCUGUGCCAGAGUGGGGUUUUCUUACUGAGGAAGAGCCUGCUGCUUUGGGAUGCAUGAAACCAUCGUACGGCUGCAACCUUGCAAAGGGAAGCGUGGUCAAUGACAUGCAACUGCAGUGUCGCUGGGAGCCUGUCAGAGAUGAGCCUCUCAGCCUCCUUGCAGCCUCCUGAGCCAGAACCUGCAUUUUAGGAAGGUCCCGAGUACUUUCUACUUUGAGAAGCGGAGGCCUAGGGGUGACCUGGGAUGUCCUUGGAGUGGAAGGUGAAGGAUCUUACUUCUCCCUGCCACCUCCAGGCACGUGAGUCUAUGCUCAGCCUCCUCCUAACCUGACCCGAGAGACCUUGGCCCCUUAGAUCUUCAAAGAGUCUGCAUGACAUUCCUAUGAAGGGAGUGACUGCAGUCACUAGGAUAUAGGGGCUGGGCAUGCGAGGCCCUCUGAAUCUGCCUCUGCUCCACCAAGCCACCUGCUUCCUGGGUCCUCACCUCAGGUUCUCUGAAGGGGUUGCUGUUGGAAGUUGUUUUCUCCUCUGCUUGGGCAGAUUGCCCUUGCCUCUUGGGGGAAGCCUGGACAGCCAGAGAAGCCCCCAAAUCCAGGUUCCCAAUGUGAGUGAGCCCUUAGCUUCAGCCUGCAAUAAAGAAUGUGUUGGUUUCAUC
Molecule: messenger RNA, 3245 nt
Organism: Chinchilla lanigera (long-tailed chinchilla)
Lineage: Eukaryota; Metazoa; Chordata; Mammalia; Rodentia; Chinchillidae
Gene: Lrrc20
Product: leucine rich repeat containing 20
Exons: 6
Coding region: 497-1054 (185 amino acids)
Molecular function (GO): protein binding
Source: RefSeq, a predicted model, not a curated record